Messenger RNA from Bicyclus anynana (squinting bush brown), 1207 nucleotides. RefSeq names its product cuticle protein 18.6-like. Lineage: Eukaryota; Metazoa; Arthropoda; Insecta; Lepidoptera; Nymphalidae. The coding region runs from base 147 to 1121 and encodes 324 amino acids. The record is from RefSeq and is a predicted model, not a curated record. Gene Ontology annotation, cellular component: extracellular matrix. The transcript has 3 exons.
GUACCUUUAAUUAGCCGUCGCUCUGUAGCCGGCGGGCGCUGUCAGGUAAUGUCACCAUGCCCAAAAAGAUCGCGAUUUUCAUGUAUAAAUAACAUGGGUGCCAAACCAGACGGCAUAGUCUCAUUUCGACAACCAUAACAGUAACAAUGGUAGCCAAGUUCAUCGUUGUCCUCACCCUGGCUGUCGCAGCUUCAGCCGUGCCUUUAGUACCAAUCGGCAAUGUAGCCUACGCCGAACCCGAAGCGCCAGCCCACUACGAGUUCUCAUAUUCAGUGCACGACGAACACACCGGCGACAUCAAACAGCAACAAGAAUCCCGCGCUGGUGACGAAGUUCACGGAUCCUACUCCUUAGUCCAACCCGACGGUGUCCACCGCAUCGUUGAAUACACGUCGAACAAGGAUGAAGGAUUCAACGCUGUUGUGCGGUACGAGGGACAGCCAAUCGCCGCCCCCGCUCCCGUUAAGCUCGCCGCUCCCGUUGCCAAGUUAGCGUACGCUGCUCCCGUUGCUAAGUUGGCGUAUUCCGCUCCCGUUGCCAAGGUCGCCUACUCCGCACCCAUUGCCUACCACGCACCUGUCGCUAGAGUCGCCUACUCCUCUCCAAUCUCUUACGCCUCUCCUAUCGCCAAGUUCGUCAUCGUCCUCGCUCUGGCUGCGGCCGCCUCCGCCGGGCUCGUCCCCGUCGCCAAGGUGGCGUACGCGGAACCGGAAGCGCCCGCGCACUACGAGUUCCAGUACUCGGUGCAGGACGGCCACACCGGUGACGUGAAGCAGCAGCAGGAGGCGCGCGCCGGAGACGCCGUGCACGGCUCCUACUCGCUGGUGCAGCCGGACGGCGUGCAGCGCAUCGUGGACUACACCGCCGACGCGCUGCACGGGUUCAACGCCGCCGUGCGCUACGAGGGACACCCCGUCGCCGCGCCCGCCCCAGCCAAGCUCGCCUACGCCGCGCCCGUCGCCAGAGUAGCCUACGCCGCGCCCGUCUCCUACGCCGCUCCCGUCGCCAGAGUAGCGUACUCCGCUCCCGUCGCCUACGCCGCUCCCGUCGCCAAAGUGGCUUACGCCGCUCCCCUCGCCCAAGUAUCCUACUCCUCUCCCGUCGUCUCCUACCACCACUAGACUAUGCCAAAUUGACUGUUAAUUUGUAGAUAACUAAUUUAUUCAUGUGAUAUAAAUAGAUAGAAAUAAAAUAUUUGUUUAUGUUU